AUCAAAUUUUAAUAAAGUACAGAUUAAUUUUACGUCUACUGCAGUGUAACGUUGUAAUUUUUUUUACAGGAAAAAGAAGUUAUCUAAGCAGUUAAUGCAAAGCGAGAUGAUUCUAUCGCAAAACAUUAAAAUCCACGAACGCGAAACAAAAUUCAUGUUAUCAAAUUCAAAGCAAGAUCCUUCGACUAACCCUAAUGAACAUUUCCUAUCUCGAGCAACUACGGAAGUAUUGCCGAUCGUUACCGCGAACGAGGAGAAGAAUGAGAUGUCUUUGCUAAUAAAAGUGAAAGAUUUCGAAGAUUAUGUCAGACAGGCAAUACAAUUCGGGUUGCUCGAUAAGCAAUACGAGACGUUUCCAAAAGGACAAACUCGACCGUCAAAUUAUGGUAAAUUACAGCAGAAUAAAUCUAAGAAUCGAUAUAGAAAUCUUGUUGCGUAUGACAAAACGCGCGUGAUAUUGAAGAAACUUCCGGAUGACGCUCACUCCGAUUACAUCAAUGCUAAUUACAUCACCGGCUACAAGAAGGAAAAGCAAUAUAUAGCAACGCAAGGACCCAAACCUAAUACGGUCAUCGAUUUUUGGCGCAUGAUUUGGCAGGAAAACGUUCUUAUUAUUUGCAUGUUAACAAAUGUGGUUGAAAAUGGAAAAAUUAAGUGCGAGCAAUAUUGGCCGGAUAUUGGGAAGACGAUGAAAUAUGGCGACAUUAUUGUGCUAAAUGAGAAGCAUAAUGUUUUAGCUGAUUAUUGUUUUAGAACUUUCCAUGUCACUUGUGGAGAGGAAACUCGAAAGAUAGAACAUCUGCAUUACAUGGCUUGGCCGGAUCAUAGUGUGCCAUUAUACACGUACUCGGUGGUAACGUACCUGAAGAAACUCUUGGCGACACCACGUGGAAACGGACCCGUGGUAGUCCACAGCAGUGCUGGCGUUGGAAGAACCGGGAUCAUCAUUUUAUGUGACAUUUGUCUCCAUCGAGCAGCGGCAGAAGGAUUGGUUGAUGUUUUUGCCGCAAUGGCGUCCAUUAGAAGUGAAAGAGUUAAUAUGGUGGAUAAUAAACAGCAAUAUCUGCUAGCGCAUUUGGUACUAGUGGAAUGUUUGCUUUCUAUUCAAACGACAUUGCCACGUAAUGAGAUGUUACUGACUCGAAUCAAGGAGUUAAAGAAACAAUUGCCGAUUCAACAGCAAAGAUUACAGAAUGUGUGGCAAGAUGAAGUCCUGCGACAAGUUACGUCUUCACCACUGUUGUCGGAGCGUAGCCGAGCAGAAAACAGAAUUCCGGAAUUAAUUUUAGAUAAGACCAGCAGAAUAUAUUUGAAGAAAUACCCGGCAUCGGACGAAGGCAGCGAUUAUCUCUCCGCCGUUUACGUAGACGGAGUAAAACUUCAGAAUCAGUAUCUAGCCACGCAGCUUCCUAUGCCAUCAACGAUUAAUAAUUUUUGGCAAAUGAUUGCGGACUUUAAAGUCAAACUAAUUCUCAUAUUGCAGCCGCCUGAUUUUCAGGAUCCUACUUGCUGCGCCAUCGCUCCUGCAAGCGGCGAGUUUAAACCAACCUCCCAUUUAAAUAUCAAAGUGAAGGAAAUUGUAAAAUUGAAGUAUUAUACGUCACAAAAAUUGCUGCUCGUUGAUAAUUCCAAGAAACCCUCGAGAGAACAAUUUGUUACUAUAUUGUGUUUGACUGAAUGGAAAUCUGGAAGGGAUCGAUCACCGCCGCCGGUUAUAACAAUGGUGACCUUUUGGCAAGCUGCGGAAAAAAUAGCGAAAGGCGAUUAGCCCAUUGUCACGCUUUGCUACGACGGAGUAACUGGAUGUGGUCUCUAUUUAGCAUUGAGUUUUUUACUGGAACGAAUGGCUGUUGAAAGAGAAUGUGAUGUUUAUUUGGCGGUACGAGCUGUUAGACGAUCAAGAUCAGAUUUUGUUUGUUCCAUGGAACAUCUGGAAUACCUGUAUGAUGCAGCAGUAGCAUAUUUGGAAUACUUUAAUUGAAACCUACACGAAUAAAAUAAAAAUAAUUUAUUAAUUUAAGGUAAUAAAACGACGUUAUAUUGUAAUAAAAA
Molecule: messenger RNA, 2052 nt
Organism: Wasmannia auropunctata (little fire ant)
Lineage: Eukaryota; Metazoa; Arthropoda; Insecta; Hymenoptera; Formicidae
Product: receptor-type tyrosine-protein phosphatase alpha-like
Exons: 13
Coding region: 95-1768 (557 amino acids)
Biological process (GO): protein dephosphorylation
Molecular function (GO): protein tyrosine phosphatase activity
Source: RefSeq, a predicted model, not a curated record